This is a messenger RNA of Ectocarpus sp. CCAP 1310/34, 2241 nucleotides long. The record is from the annotation of a GenBank genome assembly. NCBI's taxonomy places the organism in Eukaryota, Phaeophyceae, Ectocarpales, Ectocarpaceae.
AUGGUGAUAAUCCACCCGGGUAUACCCGUUUCCGGUUACUUCCCAAAAAAGGGAAUACCAUCGAACGUUUACAUUCCAAUCUGCAGAGUUUCCUACAACAAAAAAGGACAACUGCAGCUCAAGAACGCGAAGUUCAUCCAGUUCUGUCAGGACUCCGGCAUCAAGCUUGAGUUUGCCUCUCCAAACACCCCACAACAGAUCGGAGCGAACGAGCGUGCGGGGCGCACGAUUCUUAACAUCGUGCGCUGCCUUCUCGCUGACUCGACUCUACCGGACUUCCUUUGGGGGGAGCUAAUACAUGCGGCUGUCUACCUGAGCAACCGGACUCCUCACGCAGCUGUGCAAAACGGGACGCCGUACAAGGCGCUCUACGGCAAGGACGCCUGCCUUGGGCACCUUAGGGCGAUAGGGUCGAGGGCGUUCGUGCACGAAGAGCCUCACACCAAGAACCGGAGUACCGCGCUUGGGAAGGACGGCUCGUUGGAGACACCUCCCGUUUCGCUUUCGCUAGAUGCACGUGGUUUCGAAGACGGAGAGUGCACAUACGACGACCGUAACGACAUGGUACGAGACGUGCGCAACCAUGCCUUCAAUCAUUUGGUUCGGCCGACCUCUCCCAAUCAUGCCGUUGAGGACCCGUCUGUGGCUGAUCUUCUUGAGCAAAUCCGUCAGACGACCGAUCGCGACCUUGGAUUUCGUUCUGCUGGUUCCCCUCCCGGUUCUGGAGCAUCUGGUGAUUCUGGAGGAACAGUCCAACCGGAUGUUCCAAAGACCAUCGAAGAAGCCCGAGCAUCCAAGGACGCAGCACAGUGGAUCGCUGCGGCCGAACGGGAGAUUGCAGACCUUAAAGAUCGCAAAGUUUACAAGCUCGUCCUGCGUUCGACCGUUCCCCGAGGGAGACGAAGGAUCAACUUCAGAUGGGUGACCCAAAGCGUCCGGGUUUUACUAUGCAUCACCGUUGAAUUCGACUUGAUCAUCGUUCAGAUGGACGUCACCGCUGCUUUCCUCUACGCGGACAUUCAGGAGGACGUGUACGUCGAACAGCCACCGGGCUUCGAGGUUAAAGGCGAGAAUGGAGAGGACCUCGUGAUGCUGCUGCAGAAGAGUCUCUACUGGCUGGCUCAAAGCCCCGGGAACUGGUUCCACACCAUCGACCCGUUCCUGAUUUCGAUCGGUUUCGUCCCGCUCAAGCCUGACCCGUGUGUCUACUUCUACGACCACGACGGCUCCCAGAUGUACCUGACCCUCUCCGUUGACGAUCUCCUCCUGGCCGGCAACAACUCCGACGCCCUCUCGAUUGCAUCACUCAUCUCGGGGAUGGAGAUCAAGAGGGACCGUGAGCGCGGCACUUUAUCCAUCUCUCGGGAAGCCUACAGCAAGUCUAUCCUCGACCGGUUUGGGAUGUCGGCCUGCAAGCCGACCAGCACGCCCGGCCUCGGGCCGGGGCCCUCGAACGUGCAACCGGAGGAAACUCUCCUGAACCAGGAGGAAACGCGACGGUACCAGGGCAUCGUGGGGUGCCUCAUUUACCUCUCUCAAAUACUGCGUUACGACAUCAUGUACGCUACAAGCCAACUGGCUCGCCCGAUGGCGAAGCCGAGCAAGAAUCACAUGGGGGCAGCGAAGCGCACCUUCCGCUACCUCGCUGGCACGACAUAUUUCAAGAUCCCCUACAAGAGGGGAGGCUUCAAGCUUACAGCCUUCACGGACUCCAACUGGGGAAACAACCCGGACAACGGAAAGUCCACCUCUAGUCACCUAACGAUGCUAUGCGAUGCACCGAUGGCGUUCAAGUCUGGGCUACAAAGCCUGACUACUCAAUCGACCAUGGAGGUGGAGCUGGUUGCUGCGGCUCUGGCGAUAAAGGAAGCAGUGUUCUGCUCCAACAUACUGACUGAACUUGGAUUCGGCAAGGAGCUUGCGCAAGUACCGCUGUACGGCGACAACACGGCGACCCUACACUCGCUGGGGAACCGUUCCUACAGCUCGACCACGAAGCACAUCGCGCUUCGAUUCUUCUUUAUCCGAGAGCUCGUGUCGGAGGGAAGGAUCGCCAUCCACUACGUCCCGGCCGACAGCAACCCCGCCGACAUCGGCACCAAGCACCUCAACAAGGACCGCUUCCAACUCCUACUCAACAUCAUCAAGAAUUUCAACGUGAACGACUUCAUCAACAGCAAGUUCAAAUAUAUAGUAGUGUUACAUGUUUGUGUGUUUACUUUUAGUCUACUCUUUCGGUAA